Molecule: messenger RNA, 5141 nt
Organism: Acanthochromis polyacanthus (spiny chromis)
Lineage: Eukaryota; Metazoa; Chordata; Actinopteri; Pomacentridae
Gene: prkaa2
Product: protein kinase, AMP-activated, alpha 2 catalytic subunit
Exons: 10
Coding region: 141-1814 (557 amino acids)
Biological process (GO): intracellular signal transduction; protein phosphorylation
Cellular component (GO): cytoplasm
Molecular function (GO): ATP binding; protein serine/threonine kinase activity
Source: RefSeq, a predicted model, not a curated record
UGUAACCUGACAUUGCGCGUUUAACGGGCUCAAGUCUUCCUCCCAGCCAGGAGAAGUGAAGUGCCCCGCCCCACAGACAGGCAGCAGGCAGCACACCCACCGCACCGAGCGAGCGAGCCCAGCCGUCGGUAACGGAGAAGAUGGCAGAGCGGCAACAACAGAAACACGAAGGCAGGGUAAAGAUCGGCCAUUACAUCCUCGGCGACACGCUCGGAGUCGGGACGUUCGGGAAAGUGAAGAUCGGCGAGCACCAGUUGACAGGCCAUAAAGUCGCUGUGAAGAUCCUGAACAGACAGAAGAUCCGCAGUCUCGAUGUCGUUGGGAAGAUCAAGCGUGAGAUCCAGAAUCUCAAAUUGUUCAGACACCCACACAUCAUCAAGCUGUACCAGGUGAUAAGUACGCCUACAGAUUUCUUCAUGGUCAUGGAAUAUGUGUCAGGAGGAGAGCUGUUUGACUACAUCUGCAAAAAUGGACGGGUGGAGGACACAGAAGCUCGCCGUCUCUUCCAGCAGAUUAUCUCAGCUGUAGACUACUGCCACAGACACAUGGUGGUCCACAGAGACCUCAAACCUGAGAACGUCCUGCUGGACGCCAGCAAGAACGCAAAGAUUGCUGACUUUGGACUGUCAAACAUGAUGUCAGAUGGAGAAUUCCUACGAACAAGCUGUGGUUCACCCAACUAUGCAGCUCCAGAGGUCAUCUCAGGAAGGCUCUACGCAGGCCCAGAAGUUGACAUCUGGAGCUGUGGGGUGAUCCUGUACGCCCUGCUGUGUGGCACUCUCCCCUUUGAUGAUGAACAUGUCCCUACACUGUUUAAGAAGAUCAGAGGAGGUGUCUUCUACAUCCCAGAGUACCUGACCCGCUCUGUGGCCUCGCUGCUCAUGCUCAUGCUGCAGGUGGAUCCUCUGAAGAGAGCCACCAUCAAAGACAUCAGGGAACAUGAGUGGUUUAAGCAGGACCUGCCAGGCUACCUGUUCCCGGAGGACCCAUCGUAUGAUGCUACUGUCCUAGAUGAAGAGGCUGUCAAAGAAGUGUGCGAGAAGUUUGAAUGCACCGAGUCUGAGGUCAUGUCCAGUCUCUACAGUGGAGAUCCACAGGACCAGUUAGCAGUAGCCUAUCACCUCAUCAUAGAUAACCGGCGCAUCAUGACCCAAGCCAGUGAGUUCUACUUGGCAUCCAGUCCUCCACAGGGUUCUUUCAUAGAAGAGGGCAUGCCACUACCCCCAGGGGUCAAACCCCACCCAGAGAGGAUGCCUCCACUCUUAGCUGACAGCCCCAAGUCUCGUUGUCCUCUCGAUGCUCUCAACACCACCCGACCUAAACCGCUGGCAGUGAAGAAAGCCAAGUGGCACCUGGGCAUCAGGAGUCAGAGCAGACCCUAUGAUAUCAUGGCUGAGGUGUACAGAGCCAUGAAACAGCUCAAUUUUGAUUGGAAGGUGGUGAAUCCGUAUCAUCUGAGAGUGCGGAGGAAGAAUCCAGUGACGGGCAACUUGGUGAAAAUGAGCCUACAGCUUUACCAGGUGGACAACAGAUCCUACCUCCUCGACUUCAAGAGCAUUGAUGAUGACAUCAUCGAGGCAGUGGGCUUUAAAUCAGGCUCGUCCACCCCUCAGAGGUCGGGCUCCACAGCUGGUCUCCACAGACCCAGACUGAGCAUCGACUCAGCAAGCCCAGCGAUUGAUCUGCCUCAGCUCAGCUCCUCUCUCCCAGGGUCCCUGUCGGGUAGCACCCCUCUGCUAACCCCACGCCAGGGAUCACACACCAUGGACUUCUUUGAAAUGUGCGCCAGUCUGAUCACCACACUGGCGCGCUGAGACCUGCCAGCUCCUAACCUUGCUGUAACCUGGAUGUCAGUGGGGUUUUUAAGCUAAUUGCACAUCUGGGGAUGUAGGGAGUGUAGAUGUUUGUUGCGACUUCCUCUUUCUGUCUCCUCUCCAUCUGUUCCAGUUGCACUGGACUAGAAGGGGAAGAGGAAUAGUCACAGCAAUGCUUGUAUGUGUUCAGCACAGAUGAAGGAGAGAGAAAGGGGGGCAGAUUACUUGCUUAUUUUUUCUUGUUUUGAAACAGUAAUUGGGUCAAAGUCUUGGUGUUGAAACAUCAGGCCACAGCUUGUAAAAACUGAUCCUGGGAUUGGAAUCUGUGAACGAGCAGAGGCCAGAGGUCACAGUUCGCAGCAAAGGUCAAGUUCACCGUCACUCCUCCCACAAAUACUUUCAAUCUGUAAUCAGCUGCUGAAAUUUCAUCACCCACCAUACCACUUAAUGCCGGAAAUCCUGCUGAGUUCACCCUAGACACUGAUCGGAGGUCAGAUUAGCAUCUUGUCCCAUAUUUUAAUUGGGGCGCUGGUUGUUAAAACUUACAUUUAAAUCUGCGUCUGAAGGAACAUAAGUACAUGUGAAAUUUCAAGUUUUAUAUUAUAUGGUUUGUAAAGAAGCUUUUGUUAUCCAUGUAUUAUAUUUAUAUUUCGAUCGUAGUACGUAGCUGAAGAGGUUGACAAAGAUAUACCAAAAAGCAGAAUUUAUACGUCAUAAAGAUUAUUAUUUAGAUAUCAGAUCCAUAUUUAUUUUUGAGAAAUUGUUUUUUUUAGGCACUGUAGUUUUAUUAUUUGAGCACUGCAUCAACACACAGUUUUAACUUGACUUUGAAUAGAUUGUAGAUGAUCAAUGAACCUCGAGAGACAGCGGGAUGGUAGAACGAGAAUGCUCUGCUUCGUACUGAGAAGAUAUGUGUUGCAUUUUAGUGUUGAAGACUGUUGCACACCAUCUCACAUGGGUUUUUACAACCACUGUACUGCCAUGAGCAAUCCAUUUCAAAGCAUGCAUAUCACUAUUUUCUUCCCAUGAGCGCAUUAUUUUAUACAUGCGACACACACACACACACACACACACACACACACACACACACACACACACAGACAGAAUCCUUUGCACUAAAGAAGCAACUGUUGCUCAAAGUGUCAGCGCUGCUCCCCCAUUCAUGCACAGAAUGUAUUUUUGAAAAAGCAAGCAGGCCGGUGACAUCAGGAGGACAGACAUGGCAGUCAGUCAUGCAUGCAGUAACAUGAAUAAGGACAGGCGUUACUCACUGUAAUAGGAAUUGCAAGAAGUUUUAGAGAAGCUAGUUUUAUUUUUAUUUUUUGUAAUCACACUACAAGUUGUAAGAAAAAAAAGGAGCCUAAUUACUAAUGUGUAAAACCAAAACACAUUUAUCACACAUUAAUGUCCUAUGAUAGUUUUUAUUUGAGAACUACCUUCAAUCAACUUCAUCAAUUUUCCAGAUUUACAAAAACGUAGCCCUCUGUUCAUUCCUUAUGUGAACAGAUGACAAAGAAAAAUCCAUGUGAGAUGGUGUGAAUCGGCUGUAGGAGAGUAAAAGCCACAGAAACCUUUCUCCAGUUGCCUUAAAGAAUGCAACACAGUAAUUCUGUGCAUCUGUAUAUGGAGACUGUGUUCAGUGUGUUUUGGAGAUCAGUGUGCCACAUGGUUGUCAUGUUUUGUUACCGAUUUAAUGCUGGUGUGUUAGGAAGGCGUUUGGUACAGCCGUGAUGUCAGAAUCAGAAAAGUGGGUGACGACAGAUGGUUUAGUGGAUUGUAGCUGUUUGGACGUUUGCUGGUUUUGUUCAGUCUGCGCUUAAGAACUAAGUUACUGAGGCCAGCAGUUUGUUUGAAUGCACAGCUUUUACUGUACCUGUUGUUUGUACUCAUACCUUAGUGAUGUUGUUUCGCUGUGGUCAUACCUAAUGUGUUUUCCAAGUCUUUUUUUCCAAUGAAUGUAAAGUGAAAGCUGGUGCUGCUCAUUUGAAACUUCUUGUCUGAGUUUGCUGUCUUGGUUUUAAAGCACCGCUGUGUACAGGAGUGUUACCUUUAUACUGUUUGCAGUGAAACAGAGGUCAGAGGGAUAGUUGGUAUUUUUCUGUAGUUUAAAUAAGCCAUUCAGAAAUAAAUACUGAUAUGCAUAAGUACAAUCCAGUACUGUGGACAUGUGGAACGAUACAUUUUGAAAUAAUUCAAUAACUUAAUCUCAUGAUUGGGAGAUUUGGUUCAUCAUUGUUAUUUUUACAGGCUGGUGAUUGGCUGAAAGGCAAAGAGACAGGGUUUGACAACAUCACGGUUUUGACAAGUGACAUAAAUGAAAGUGUCAUUAGGAAAAAUAUUCAGAGCAACUGUGAUAUAACAAGGUUGUUGCUAGAGGUACGGACCCGUACCCGUAGCCUGUGGACUACGGAUACGGCACUUGCCAUUUGCCAAUCAGAUACGCGAGAUCUGGUCACGUGACUCCCGGUAGACGCUAGCGGUACGGACCCGCAGCACUACCAUAUAACAAUGCUGAAAUAUCAAACGGUGGAGAUGCAAUCAAGAAAUUAUUUCAUAGUUUAUUUGUUCAUGUGCAAACUAUUUAUUUCAUAAUGUCUUAUUUAUUUCUUUAAAGUUGGCCAUGCUAAAGGUUCACAAGCAUCAGUCUCGACUUUUGACUGUUCAACUAAAUCCAUGUUGUUACCUGUGUGCUUUGUUGGACCUACAGUUGAUGUCAUUUAAGUAAUUUUUGUUGGCGUUGUGUUUGAAAUGAAUUCAGUGAUUUUUGCCUUAUGAAAGCAUCGUGAAGACUUUUGGUUGAAACAGAGAAGGCCACACUCUUUGAUACUCUGCUGAAACCCUUUAUUACAUGUAUAGUGUUUUUAUGUCCUGUGUAGGUUCUCCGCUCUGUCUGUGACGGCACGUACACUGCUGAUUAUUCUUUGAUGUCGGGGAAAUGGCGCUCCCUGCUGCAAGACACGUGCAACUGACCUGAACACUAAGCCACGCUCUUUGUCAAUCAUCUGUAAUACACUAUAUUGCUGUGUCUUAAAAGACUUGUCCUCUGUAUAGUGAGCAACUUUGGGAUCAUAUCUGGCCCUUUAUGCAUCCAUUCCUGGUACUGCUGCUCAUGACAACACAAUGCAAAACACGUAUCAAUGAAGUGCACUAUCCUGCAGAAGUCAUGGGUCAGAGUUAAAAACUCCUCUGGUAUCACCAGUAUUUACUGUCAGGUGAAGUACUACCAUUACAACUGUAUGCAACUACCAGUGGCAUGUUAGUCAUGUUAGCGCAUCUGUGUCUAGGGCUGGAACACAUGCCAGAGGGCCUAAUUAAAUACUGACUUUC